This is a messenger RNA of Quercus lobata, 1850 nucleotides long. Its product is annotated as NAC domain-containing protein 13-like. The coding region runs from base 100 to 1218 and encodes 372 amino acids. Gene Ontology annotation, biological process: regulation of DNA-templated transcription. NCBI's taxonomy places the organism in Eukaryota, Viridiplantae, Streptophyta, Magnoliopsida, Fagales, Fagaceae. The record is from RefSeq and is a predicted model, not a curated record. The transcript has 6 exons. Gene Ontology annotation, molecular function: DNA binding.
GAUCCCUCUUUUUUUUUUUUUUGAUACAAGAUAGAAUUUCUCUCUGAGGGACAGAUUCAGGUCGCAGAUUUGUUUCCCUUCCUUUUGAAUUGUCUGACAAUGUGUCCUCUACCAGUUCCCAGUGGUAUUGAAUCAGAUGUUACUGCUGAGAAAAUCAUUGGGUGUUUGUGCAAAAUUGACAAGGGAGAUCUCAGAGAUCACCCCAGCAAUUUGAUGUCAGAUAUUGAUUUUCUUCGUUAUGACCCUGAAAAUCUGCCCCCUGGCAUGUGGUUCUUAAUUCACUCUGAGGUGGACGGAGUUUAUGAUCAUGGAAAAUGGAGUAUCAAAGGAGAGGCCUAUAAAAUUGUCUUAGACUCUAUGACCACUUGUUUGAGAACUACAUUUGAACACUAUAAAGGCCAAGGGCCUCAUGAGCGUAGAACCAACUGGGUGAUGCAUGAAUACAGGAUAUUGAAGAGUAGACAGUUUGAAGGCAGCAACAUGAAGGAAACCAACUCGCUGUGCGGAGUCUUCCGUUAUGGCGAGCAAAGCCAAAACCAUGAAAAGCAGCUGAAACUGGGUAGCACUAAUACUGCAAGUGAAAAUCACAUUCACACUACUCAAUCAGUUGUUCCAAAUGCCGACAAUAGUAUUGGACAAAGUUCCACAAGCCAGCCUCAGGUAAGUGUGGCUGACAACAGAGUCAUCCUGGCUUUGAGGGAGAGAUCUCCAGAUCAUCAGCAUCAAAAUCUGCAUGAAGUAGAGGACCAUCCUGAAGAUGAUUACCUUGAAAUUUUGGAUCUUGAGAAUCCUUUAUCCCCUUCUUCAAGUUCAGAAUCAAGUUGCGUGACCAUUUCAUCAGAUGACUGGUUUGACUCAGUGGCUUUGAUGCAAGAAAUGGAGUCUGAAAAUAACCAGAGGAAUGCUGGUUAUGUCUCUGCACCUGUCAAACCAAACAUGGUGGUUGUGCUUCCAGCUACUUCAGGAUCUCUUAAUAGAGAAAAAAUGUUGACACCUUCAGAAAUCCCCAAAACUGAUAGUUCUACACCCGAAUCAGCUGUGCACCGUCAAGGAAGCAAAAUUCCGAAGCCAAACCUCAGGAAUGAAGGUUCAUCAUCAAAUUCUCACAAUCUGACCCCACCAUUCAGUAGCCAUAUAGUACCUGCAGAUCAAGAAAACACGGCUGCUGUUGUCAGAAAGAAAAAGUUCAGGAAGUAUCUGUGUUUCAUGCCUUUCUAAUCUAAAUUAACAGAAUUUUUGUCCAAACUGCAUUAGGAGGAAUAUUCUUCAAGUUCAUUACAUGAUCAUCAAAAUAACCAUCUACAUGUGCUUUUAAUCACAUGAAAUAAUUAAUAAUCUAACUAGUUUAGAUGACCUAAUUUUCAUUUGAUCACAAGCAUACAUAGAUAAUUAUAUAAAAUUAUAUAAAAUGUCACGUAGUGGGUUGAAUAAGAUUCCUCUGAAAACAGUUUGGAGACAAAUUUUGUAAAUUUUAGAUCCUCCUUAUAUGAAAUACAUGUGUACACUGUACAGUUAUGUGUGUGUAUUAGCAAGUACAUUAAUAUAUUUGUAAGCACAAUGUUCCAUCAUCAGCAAAAAAUGGACCAACUGUGUAUUCAGUGGAGUUGUGGUGGAAGAAUAGCUGAGAUGAGGAAUGUAGGCGGUGGUGUCUGAAAUUGAAGCUGGCAGACUAGUAUAAUUAAUUGAGGAGACUAAUUGGUAGGACUCUGAUUGUUUCAUUGUCUAUGUAACAAUGCAAGGCUGAUGUUGGCUCUUCAACUUUUGAGCUGCCUAUUAUUUCUUCUGAACUUCAAAUGUAAGAAACUUUACUCUUUUUUUAAUAGAUUCACUUGCUGUACUUGAAUGUUGUA